AUGGGAAAUGCAGAGGAGCGUCACGGGGGCGUAUCUCUUUUCCCACUUCAGCAGCGCGAUAGGCCCCGCGCACGAGUCCUACGGCUUAUUGCAACCUCAUUUGUCUUGUUUGCUGCUACCUCUUUCUAUUACCUGACUUCGUUUUACGGCCGCGCCUCACAAUACAAUGCCUUUGACAUAGCCAAACAGUGUACCAUCAACAAUCUUCACUCCAAUCUAUCCUUCCUCGACCCAGCUGUGCCAAUCGCUGCAGAUGAGUUUCUUGAGCGAAGAGAUCGGCUCGCUCGCGCCUUGGUCGAGUCGAAGGUAGACGCCUUUGUUCUGGAGCCUGGUUACACUUUCCAAUACUAUGGCAACAUCUCACAGACUGACUGGGAGCCCUGGGAGCCCGAAGAGCGACCGUUCCUCAUGCUCAUUCUGCCCGAGGUAUCUCCCGCCGGUAUAGUUAGCGCCAAAACGGCUUUUUUGUCACCUCACUUCGAGGAGGGCCGGGUCCGUAUGCUAGGAAUCCCCUCGAGAGAUGCCGAACUGGACAUAGUCAUUUGGGAAGAGCAUUGGAACCCAUACGACAUUCUGCUCAAAUCCUGUCUUUUCGACGGCAGACCUGCAAAGCUCAUGGUCGAUGAAGAGAUCCGCGACUUUAUUGUCCGCGGAUUGGACUCGGCUGGCUUCCAGACCGUCGGCCUCAACGCUGAAAUCGAGCUUGUCAGGCAGCGGAAGAGCUCGGCGGAAGUUGAGCUUCUGCGUGCUGUGAAUACCGGUACCGUUGCUGCUGUGAGAUCCAUGCGGCCAUGCCUGCUGCCUGGUCUCACAGAGGAUGAAGUGACGGAAAUCCUGAACUCGGCACUGAUCUCUAUCAAUUUCGGUCUCUUUUUUAACAUUGUACUAUUCGAAGAACACGGCGCACUCCCGCAUGGUGGAUUCGUCACCGGAUGGAAAAAGUUGACCCACGAAAGCAUGGUCGUGAUCGAUGUGGGUGCCCACUACCUGGGUUACAGCUCUGAUAUCUGUCGAAGCUUCCUCAUCGAUCCACCAAGACAACGAGAUCGCUCUGUCAUAGACCUGAUACUUCAGCUGUUUGGAAGGAUGAGCAGUCAACAUGAGGUGCACCCCGCGGACCCCGAGUUGCGUGCUGAGAAGUUCAAAGUGUGGCAGGUUGUCCUGGACGCCCAAACUGCUGCUGCAGCCGCCUUCAGACCAAACAACACAGCAGCGAGUGUUGACAUUGCAGCUCGCACGAUAAUCGAAAACGCAGGAUACGGCUAUGGAUUCACACAUCGCUUGGGUCAUGGAAUCGGCAUCAAAGCCCACGAAUCGCCGUACUUGAACAAGUGGAAUAAGGCUGUUCUUCUUCAGCCUGGAAUGACGUUUACAAACGAGCCAGGGAUCUACUUGGAAAACCGGUUUGGCGUCAGACACGAAGAUAUAUACUUGGUCAAAGAGUCUGGCGAAGCGGAAUUACUUACUGGGCGAAGGGCAACAGGGCCGUACGACCCCUGA
Molecule: messenger RNA, 1500 nt
Organism: Colletotrichum higginsianum IMI 349063
Lineage: Eukaryota; Fungi; Ascomycota; Sordariomycetes; Glomerellales; Glomerellaceae
Product: Metallopeptidase family M24
Exons: 3
Coding region: 1-1500 (499 amino acids)
Source: RefSeq, a predicted model, not a curated record